Molecule: messenger RNA, 1175 nt
Organism: Drosophila teissieri
Lineage: Eukaryota; Metazoa; Arthropoda; Insecta; Diptera; Drosophilidae
Exons: 3
Coding region: 270-905 (211 amino acids)
Source: RefSeq, a predicted model, not a curated record
CGAGCGACUCGCUCAGUCUGCGACACACAGUUGAAGCUGAAAGAUCGAUUCCGACCCGACUCGACGAUACCGGCGGUCAGUCCGCAUCCAAGUCAAGUCCAAGCCCGCCUCCGUUCUCCAAUUGCCCGGUGCAAUUCUUAAUUCUCAGUGAAGUGAACGAUUUAUGGAAAUUCAUUGAUUGCAAUUCAAGCCGACAAGUGUGUGAACCAAAAGCAAACCACAUUCCCAAUCACCUGAGCAUCAGUAGCAGCAGCAACAGUAGCCACAUCAUGCAAUUCAGCCGGAUCCAGACAAUGUUGCCCAUUAUAAUAGUUAUCAUCGCCAGCUCGUGCUGCGUACACGGCCAGUCCUAUCUAUUCAGCCUGGAGAAAGUUCUCAACGAGUCCUCCCGCCAACUGCCCUACAACCUGACGAACGCCAGCGGAACCACCGAGGUGGAAUUGCUUCCCGAUACCAUCUCGAACAACACGCGGAUUAUUGUCUACAAGAACACUGUCGUCGAGUCGCCCAACGAUCUAUCCCAGACGGCGAUGGAUGUGAUCACGAUUGUGUGGUAUGUGGCCACGUUUCUGGCCCUGGCCGCCUUCUUCAUGCUGAUGGCCUGCUCGGAUCGCAGAUGCCGCGACAUGAGGCGUCGUCCCGCCGGAGGUCAGUCCACCGAGGGUCUGAGGGCACCACCCACGCCCUCGCCGUCGUACAGUGAAUUUGCACCACCCAGCUACGAUACGGUGAUCAAGAUGCAGCACGCGGCCAAGACGAGUGUCUUUGUGAUACCGUUCAGCAACAAGGCCGGUGAACUGGGUGCUCCAACUUCGGGCACGCCGCCCCCAACUUCCAACCCAUUGCCACCUGCAGUCACCUGCGAUGUGAUCAUCGUCAAUGAACUGGAGAAGUCCGCUGAUUAACCGAUAAGCCAGCCGACGGUGGAUCCAUGGACCUGACCUGGAUCUGGCCUUCCUAUUCCGACUCUGUGAUAUUUGCUGUUUAUGGCAAUGGGCCAAGUAUUAGAUGUCGUAAGAUCCCCCCACAAAAAGACUGACAAUGAAAGAUAUCUUUGUGCGCAUAUGCAUUCAAAUGCCAGUUCAACUGAAACUAGAUGAAUAAGUAAUUACCUGUAAUAAAUCAUAUCGUUAUCGUAAAUGAUUCAUCCAACGGGAUGUUUGCAUUUCCAAGAA